This is a messenger RNA of Phalacrocorax carbo (great cormorant), 2771 nucleotides long. The record is from RefSeq and is a predicted model, not a curated record. Lineage: Eukaryota; Metazoa; Chordata; Aves; Suliformes; Phalacrocoracidae.
AUGGAAGAUUUUGUGGUUUCGUCUGCAGCGCGCCGCGGGAGGGGCCGGGUGCAGGAGUUACUCUGCGCUUCUCCGUAUUUAAUCGAUUCUCCCUUUUUUUGUUUGUUUUCAGGCGAAUGCGACGCAAAGAUCAAGGAACGCGAUAGAAAAAUCACCAAACUCGCAGCAGAAAUACGCAGACUCACCGCGCUGCUUGGGGACCGAGACUCGAGGCUUCGGAAACUCACUGCUGAACUUGCAAAGUGUGAUGCAACGAUUAGAAUAUUUACGGUGGAGCUCGGAGAGCGGCACACAAAAAUAGGUGAACUCACUGCGGACGUCGGGGACUGCAAUAGAAAACUUCGGAAACACGCAGCAGAACUUGAGGAACGGGACGCGAAGAUCCGGGAAAAUGAAGCGGAGAUAAGGCGCCUCUCCCAGCUGCUCGAGGAACGAGACGCGGAAGUUCGAAAACAGGACGCUGUCAUCAGCAAAUUGACGGAAGAGCUUGAGGAAUUAAAGGAUGGGAAAACUGAUGAAUCUCCCGAGGAACUCGCGGAGAGUGAUACGGAAAGAGAUGAACUUACUGAAGAACUCGAUGAAGUCGCUGAAGAACUUGGGGAACGUGAUAAAAAAAUAGAGGAAAUCACUGAAGAGCUUGCGGAACAGACUGCCCGGAUCGGUGAACUCGCUACCGAGCUGGGAGAACGCGAUGCCAAAAUCGACGAACUGUCAGCAGAAAUCGAAAAACGCGAUAGGAAAAUCGACGAACUCACUGCAGAGCUUGAGGAAUACAAAGCAAAAAUGCGAAAAUGCAUUGAAGAGCACAGGAAAGAGGAAGAAAAAAUGGCAAAUGUGACGCUGGACCCGGAGACAGCCCACCCCCGUCUCAUCCUCUCCAAGGAUCAGAAGAGCGUGAGAUGGGAAUACAUGCUGCAGGAGUCUCCCGACAGCCCCGAGCGGUUUGACGCCGAUCCUUGCGUGCUGGGUUGCGAAGCCUUCACCUCCGGGAGACACUACUGGGUGGUGGAUCUGGCAGAGGGACAGUACUGCGCCGUUGGGGUCAGCAGAGAGUCUCUGCAGAGGAAGGGACCCAUCAGCUUUAAUCCCGAGGAAGGGAUCUGGGCGGUGCAGCAAUGGGGAUUUAAGAACCGUGCCCUCACCUCCCCUCCAACCCUCCUUAACCUGCCGCGGGUCCCCAGAAAGAUCCGGAUCUCUCUCGACUACGAAUGGGGAGAGGUGGCGUUUUUUGAUGUCGAGAACAAAAUACCAAUCUUCACUUUUCCUCCAGCUUCCUUCGCCGGGGAACGGAUCCGGCCGUGGUUUUGGGUGGAGCUGGGCUCGGUCUCUCUGGUCCGAUGACCCUUGCACUCCUCCUUGCGCCGAGAGCUCAGCACCGGCGGUGAGUGGGUGGCUUGAGGGGCAGGAGAAGUGGUGGAAGCACCUUAACUCCAUCCAGACACCUACAGCUAGGUGGUUAAGAGCAGCAGGAUGGAGACCAGGGUAUAAAUGCUCUCGGGAAGAGCAGCGUCAAACCUCAUUCUCCCCCAUUCCAAAUCGAGUGCUCCAGCUGUCAUUGUGCAAAAGAAAGGCUGCCCAUCUUACAUGUCCUCAACACAAGGUGGCAGAAGAUCUGCCCAGCCUCAGCCCUUGGCCCAGUGUCUCAGAGUUGCAGUUCCAGCGUAGAGGAACAUCAAGUGACCUGCAGAGAGAUGUAGGCACCUCCUUCGGUUGAUGGAAAGAGGUGGGCACCGGGGUAAGUCACUAUUCAUGCUGCCUGCAUCACCCAGGUGGCUCCCACCAGCAUUUUCUUCCCAUCAGUUGGUGGUUGGCUCAAAUGGUUGAAAUCUACAUGUCGCUUUUAUAGUAGGCAGAGGGAAAUAAUCACUUCUGGUGGGGAACCCAUCUCAUCCAAACACAGACAUCAAAAUAGGACAGGCAAAUUGUGCUUUCUGUCUGCCUAUCUCUCUCCAUCGCCUGUGGAGGAAGUCUAUACCCGGAAGAGAUUAAACAACUUUCCUUUGCUCAACCUGCCUACAAAUUCAAGCCCUUUGCCCUUGGCCAGAGAAAGGGCAUGGCAAACCCUCUGUGACUGUCGCCAGAGCUCCGAGGCACCUGGUCAAUGCUGUCAGCUUUGUGCACCAACAUCUCCACAGGUUUCCUCCCCAAAUGCUCCAGCCGUUGUGAUGCUCGUCAAGACAUUGCUCCUGUAAUCCUUUAUACCAGAGCUGGAUGCAGCCGUGUCCUCCCGCAGGACUAAAUUUGACUCAAAUCUGGCCUGGGCAAAUGAUUUUAUACCAACUGGGUUAGCCAGAGUCCAUUAAUUUAGCUCAGCCUUUGGGAGGAGAGAUAAGCCUGGAUUCAAGACCAAGCUGGUAUGAUGCCCUCAGGUGAAAAUUGGGGUGCCAAACACCAAACCACAUGGAUUAAAGGUUUGAAGAGGCUCAAAGCGGGUUGCUCUGCAUCAUGUUGCCAUAAAGUUCCUAGUGAGGCACUGGGAGGUCUAAAACUAGAUUCACAGAAGGGGUCAAGCCGUGCUUGAGAUCAGCACGGGGCCAGCCUUGCUGGAAGGUGGGUGAUUAGGGACAUCGCUGAAGCCACCAGAGGGGAUGGACACCAUGGUCUUCACCUUUCAUGACAUCACGCUGCACUUAAAUAGCACCGAUGAAUUCCUCUUUAAUCCCUGCUUGUUCUUAGCCACCUGUAAAGCCUUAAAGCUUGUCUUUUGCCCCACCAUGGGAUGGCCAACUGGUAGUUCCCAUCUGACAAUAAAUCACUUGAGACUCUCCAGA